AUGGGAGGGGGUGAACUCACACAUAGAGUCACUUUUAUGGAAGGAGGAGAGGAGAGUCAACAGGGUGUGAAUAAGGUUGAAAUGGGAUUUGGACAGACUUAUCCUGAAUAUCUACAGCUCGACAAAAUCCUGACCGCACAAAAAUUGAAAUCAGAAGCCGAUGGUCAGCGUGUUGACGAUGAGCAUCUGUUUAUUGUUAUCCAUCAGGCUCACGAGCUUUGGUUCAAACAAAUUAUUUUCGAUUUGGAUAUUGUCAGAAAACUCCUCAAUAAUACGAUUGUGGAUGAAACGAAAACAUUGAAAAUCGUAUCAGGAUUGGAUCGAAUCGUGAAAAUCUUGAGUCUUUUGACUGAACAAAUCACUCUUUUGGACACAAUGAGUCCAUUGGAUUUUGUUGAUUUCAGAAAGUAUCUGACUCCAGCUUCUGGGUUUCAGUCACUCCAAUUCCGGGUUUUGGAGAAUAAGUUGGGUGUGAAGCAGGAAAGAAGAAUUAAGUACAAUGCUCAACACUACAAGAAUGUAUUCAAUGAUGAGGAUCUGAAGGCUUUGAACACAACAGAAGAAGAGAAAAGUCUUCUGACUCUUAUCGAGAGUUGGUUGGAGAGAACUCCUGGAUUGAAAUCAACUUCAGAAGACGAAGGAUUCUGGAUUAAGUAUGAGAAUUCGGUCAACAGAUAUCUCAGUGAUUUGGCCAAACAAGCAGCGGACCCAUCAAAUACGGAAGAAAUCUCUAGGCAACUCACAGCCGAAUAUCAUAAAACUUCAGAUGCUUUCCAGUCGAUUCUCGAUCCAAGACAACAUGAACAGCAUAUUAGAAAUGGAAAUCGUCUUCUCUCUCAUGAUGCCACUAAAGGAGCAAUGAUGAUCUAUUUCUAUCGUGACAUGCCACGUUUCUCUCAACCAUAUCAAAUUCUUACUUUCCUUAUGGACAUUGAUAGUCUGUUCACAAAAUGGAGAUAUAACCACGUCUUACUGGUUCAAAGAAUGUUGGGAGCAAAGCAAGGAACUGGUGGAUCCUCGGGAUACAUGUAUCUUCGUUCGACAGUCAGUGAUCGAUACAAAGUAUUCUUAGAUUUAUUCAAUCUAUCCACAUGGCUGAUUCCACGUGAAUACAUCCCAAUGUUGUCUCCUCGAAUGGUCAAAACUCUUUCAGAACAUUCGAAUCUUUCUCAUUCACAAUCAUCUGAAAGUGAAUAA
Molecule: messenger RNA, 1197 nt
Organism: Caenorhabditis remanei
Lineage: Eukaryota; Metazoa; Nematoda; Chromadorea; Rhabditida; Rhabditidae
Exons: 7
Coding region: 1-1197 (398 amino acids)
Molecular function (GO): metal ion binding; heme binding; L-tryptophan 2,3-dioxygenase activity
Source: RefSeq, a predicted model, not a curated record